Molecule: messenger RNA, 1039 nt
Organism: Lepisosteus oculatus (spotted gar)
Lineage: Eukaryota; Metazoa; Chordata; Actinopteri; Semionotiformes; Lepisosteidae
Source: RefSeq, a predicted model, not a curated record
AUAGUUGGCGGCUCCGAAACGCGUAAACAAAUGCUGGGAGUUGAGCACAGGGGGAACACGAGCAGACGAGAGCUAUCUGUGGUGCAAGUCCAGCGCCCCCGACUACUGAAUGGGAGGAGCCCCAACAGCAAACCAUAAAAAAAAAUGAGGCUGAUCUCAGCGAAAAGGAAACAGACAGACCCGUAGAAGGAGAGUGUUGAGGAAAGGCGGCUUGAGAGAAAAUACUGGUAGUGGUCGCGUUUCCCCACCUCCCCUACGGCGCUGCUCAGUCCUGGUGAAUUUCUGCACAGAACUGUCGACUGCAACCUCUCUUCUCAACUGCUGCUCGAAAACAGCAACUUCGCUCGUAUUUAUUACUCUUUGUUGUAAAAAAGAGAGAGAGAGAACCCGAACAUUUUUUAAGACGGGCUUUUUUUUUUGUUUGUUGUUGUUGUUGUUGUUUCUCUGCGAUCCGUAGACGUCAGGUUUUUCUUCUGCGAGGUGGUGACGAAGCGAGGAGACCAAAAUGAGUUGUACUGUUAGCAGUUUCUUCGCCACUCUGGCGGUGCUGCUUCUGUGGCGAGUGAAAGAAAUAGCGGAAGGUUGCAGCUGCUCACCCGUCCACCCACAACAGGCUUUUUGCAAUGCAGAUGUAGUGAUCAGGGCAAAGGUGAUUGGAGGUAAGGAAGUGGAUUCUGGGAACGACAUCUAUGGCAACCCAAUCAAGAGAAUCCAGUAUGAGAUCAAGCAGAUCAAGAUGUUCAAAGGCCCAGAUAGAGACAUAGAAACUGUCUUCACUGCCCCCUCUUCUGCUGUGUGUGGAGUGACUCUGGAGACCAAUGGCAAAAAGGAGUACCUCAUUUCAGGCAAGGCAGAAGCGGAUGGAAAGAUGCACGUGACCCUGUGUGACUUCAUCGUGCCCUGGGAGUCCAUGAGCGCCACUCAGAAGAAGAGUCUGAACCAGCGGUACCAGAUGGGCUGUGAGUGCAAGCCUCCCCCGGGAUGCUGUGCAGCGGCCGGCGGCGGCGCUGGCAAGGAAGACGAGCGCGGCCCCAGCUAA